GAGUAAUAGAAUUUUUAUAACAUGAGUCGAAGAGAGAAUGAGCCGAAUGGCCACCUGAUUAGUGAGCCUUCUUCUCAACAAGAUAUCCUAAUUAAAGAUCACCUCCAAAACGUUGAGCCUGAACACGACGAAGAGCUCCCAGGACUAUCCUCCAAAGCAUAUGUUCACACUGGCAAGAACGAAGACAAUAUUGAACUCAAAGGAGUCAACACAGAACAUAGUAAGAAAGAAGCCGACCCUGAAGAAAGUCAUGAAAGAGACAUCGAAGAAAGUAUCUCCUUGAAGCAGACUAAACCUGAACCUCUCAGCAGUAAGAAGAAUGUAGGCAAAAGUUCCAAUGAAGGAGAUGCUAAGGAGAAGAAAAACCCCUUUGCUAAAUAAACUUACGUACAUUAAUGCAACUAAUCAGGACCUAAAGGAGCUUGGAUACAGUGACUGGAGGAUCUCCUUUGCUAGCUUCAUGAGAACCAAGCUUGUUGAUAUUAUGAUCAUUUCAUGCAUCAUACUCUAUUCCUUACUAGUAGUUGUCUUCUUAGCUAUUGACGACGAGAUAGAGGAUAACGAUGACUUGAAGCUCGGCCUACAAAUUUUAGAACUAGUGUUCCUCUUUGUAUUUUGCGUUGAAAUAUCUCUCAACUUUAUUGGAUUCGGAUGACUCUUCAUCAAAGAUUGGUGGAACAUCGGCGAUAUCACGGUUAUAAUCCUUGCUAUCAUCUUUGUGAUCCUCGAAAUGGUCAUAGACGAUGGUACCCUAAAUAGCGUACUUAGAAUCAGAGGUCUCUUCAGAUUACUUAGAGUUGGAAUUUUGAUCAGGAAGGUUGACUCCAUCAGACAGAAGAGCCAAGCGAGGAAGAGAAACCAAAUCAGAGAUAUUUACCAUGUCUCUUCUCCGGCUGAAAUAGUCAACGAAAUUCUCACAGAUAUUAGGAAUAUGGUCCAGAAUGAUGACAGAAUGAUAGAAGAUCUCAACUAUUGUAUCAAAAUGAUCUCAUCUGGGAAACUAUAUGAAAUAAAUCUCUUAGAUGGAGACUCUGUCACAGACGAAAAGCAAAGAGAAGCCCUUGCCUGGGUUAAAAACGCUACAGGGAAAUCUAAGGAUGACAAGAAAUAUGGGUCUGAGAACAAAAUCAUGAUCGAAAGCAAGCUUCUUAGCAUCAACAUUGACUCAAAACUAAACCUCACAAAAGAGUCCAAAGCUAUGCUAGACUCAGCUGAUACAAUUAGCGAUUUCAACAUUUUUGAUUUCAAAGAUGAAGUAAAGGAAAAUGAGCUACUAACACUAAGUUCCUUCCUCUUGAACAAGCAUAUGUUAUUCCAGAAUUGCAAGAUAGACCCUGACACCUACAUAAAGUUCAUCAGAAGGAUCCAGGACAACUAUAACCCAACUUGGAUAGAGUACCAUAAUAAGACACAUGGGGCUGAUGUCUGCCAGACCUCAUACUUCUUCUUGCAAGGCUGAGAUUUCAUGAAAAUUGGGAAAAUAAGCGACUACGAGCUAAUGUCCAUAAUAAUCAGUGCAAGUUGUCAUGACUUCGAACACCCUGGAGUCAACAAUGGGUACUUAAUAAACUCGAGAGCGAAGUGGGCACUAGAGUAUAAUGACAAAUCCCCGUUAGAGAAUCAUCAUAUAGCGUCUACCUUUAUGAUGAUCGAGCAUCCUGAUUACAAUCUCUUUACUAACUUCAGCUCUGAUGAUUACAAAAGUGUGAGGAAGGACAUGAUCGAAAUUGUGCUAGCUACCGAUGCAGCCCAUCACUUCAAUGAAGUAGGUAAAUUCAAAUCGAGAGUUAGCUGAGAUGACUUCUCCCCUGACGGAGAAGACAAAAUGAUGGUUAUAAAAAUGAUGGUCCACCUUGCUGACAUCUCAAACCCCUGUAAACCAUUUGACUUGGCCCUUACCUGGACUGGGCUCCUCUACGACGAGUUCUUCAAGCAAGGUGAUAGAGAAGAUUCUGAAGGCAGAACGAUUUCGUACUUGAUGGAUAGAAAUACAGUGAACAUAGCAGGCUCCUCCAUCGGGUUCUCUAAAGCUCUAGUCCAGCCAGCUUAUGAAGAACUAGUGAAAGUAAUCCCAAAAGCCCAGAUCUGAGUUGACUACCUCCACAAAAAUAUUAAACAAUGGGAAGAACUCCAAGAUGAAUUUGAAGGAAAGAAAGAGACAGGCCAGAACUACAUUUUAGAAUCCCGUGGAGUCAUCGCUGGUUGGGAAGGGAAAGACAACUUCCAAAGUUUAGAAGGAAUAGUCUAAGUAGCUGAUUAAUGACAAUCUCCACAAUU
Messenger RNA from Moneuplotes crassus, 2277 nucleotides. Lineage: Eukaryota; Ciliophora; Spirotrichea; Euplotida; Euplotidae. The record is from the annotation of a GenBank genome assembly.